UCUGCCUAUGUUAUGGGUGUUGGGCAACCGUGAGGAUUGGGUUGGGAGAGUCCAAACAGGUCAGAGGGAGAGGCACAGAACUCUGCCUCUCACCACUAUAUGACCCUGGGCCUCCUGCUUUAUCACUCCGGGCCUCAGUUUUGUCAUCAGAAAAGUGGGGAUGUUGAUACUGCCUGCCUCAUGAGAGCACUAUGUGGACUCAGUGGGAAGAGGUGAGUACUGGGCUCUGUCUGGUCUGUCAUGUGCUUCCUUGAACUGUGACUAUAAGCAAGAAACAGAGAUGCAGGUGAAACCUCCGCAGACUGGAACUCCAGCCUCUCCAGGGCACUGCUGAAUCCUGAAAGGAUGAGAGUGAUUACAGCGAUAUAAAUAAUGGGAUGCCCCAUUUACGGGGCAUCUGCCAUGAUGCAGGGACUCUAGGAGGCAUCUAUCAUUUAUGACGUCAUGGGAGUCACCCAGCAGCCCCUAGUGAAGAUCCAGGCUCAGAGACUCUCACUCAGGCUCACCUCCCUCCAGGGGUGCAAGGAUGCACGCCGGGCAGAGACCACCACAGGUUCACCCUUGGCACCUGCCUGCCAUGGUCCCCAAGGUCCCUUUCCCAGUCUCCUCGAUGCUCUGCUCUGAGAACUCCACCCCUACCUGGCCCAUGCUUCCCUAGGGAAGAGGGGAGGCAAUGAGGGGGCAGCCAGGAGACCAGGAGGAAUGUGUCCUGGGGUCACAGUUAAAGAGGAUGGACUCAAUGCAGAAGCAGGACCUCCGGAGGCCAAAGAUACACGGGGCGGUCCAGGUGCCCCCCUACCAGCCACCCACGCUAGCCUCACUGCAGCGAUUGCUGUGGGUCCGCCGGACCGCCACAAUGACCCACAUCAAUGAGGUCUGGCCCAACCUCUUCUUGGGAGAUGCAUACGCAGCCCGAGACAAGAGCCGGCUGAUCCAACUGGGCAUCACUCAUGUUGUGAAUGUCGCUGCAGGCAAGUUUCAGGUGGACACAGGUGCCAAGUUUUACCGUGGAACACCUCUGGAGUACUAUGGCAUUGAGGCCGACGACAAUCCCUUCUUUGACCUCAGUGUCUACUUUUUGCCUGUUGCUCGAUACAUCAGAGAAGCCCUCAAUACUCCCCGAAGCCGCGUGCUGGUCCACUGCGCCAUGGGGGUAAGCCGUUCUGCCACAGUUGUCCUGGCCUUCCUCAUGAUCUGCGAGAACAUGACCCUGGUAGACGCUAUCCAGACGGUGCAGACCCACAGAGAUAUCUGCCCCAACUCAGGCUUUCUCCGGCAGCUCCAGGUUCUGGACAACAGGCUGAGGCGGGAAUCAGGGCAACUCUGACUUUAGGGAGCGCCCGAAGCCCUGACCCCUCCAUCCAGCGUAGCCCCGCCUGACCUGCCUGGCCUUGGGGAUGGCAGUCUCAGCCGUUUCCAGAGACCCUGAGAUGUCACCAGCAAGUCAGGGCUCCGCGGAGGCAGAGGCAGGGCAGGCUGGGUGUCAUCCUUCAGCAAGUGGAGUCCCUUGACCCAAUAUAAAAAUUCUUUAUGCACAAGAAAAUUCAGUCUGUCUCUAUAAUAAAAAGUUCAUCAUAAUGAA
Peromyscus leucopus (white-footed mouse) is the source of this 1582-nucleotide messenger RNA. Its product is annotated as dual specificity protein phosphatase 13. Gene Ontology annotation, biological process: negative regulation of MAPK cascade; protein dephosphorylation. Gene Ontology annotation, molecular function: protein tyrosine/serine/threonine phosphatase activity; MAP kinase phosphatase activity. Bases 674 to 1327 code for a protein of 217 amino acids. The transcript is spliced from 4 exons. The record is from RefSeq and is a predicted model, not a curated record. Gene Ontology annotation, cellular component: cytoplasm. NCBI's taxonomy places the organism in Eukaryota, Metazoa, Chordata, Mammalia, Rodentia, Cricetidae.